Molecule: messenger RNA, 447 nt
Organism: Aspergillus chevalieri
Lineage: Eukaryota; Fungi; Ascomycota; Eurotiomycetes; Eurotiales; Aspergillaceae
Exons: 1
Coding region: 1-447 (148 amino acids)
Source: RefSeq, a predicted model, not a curated record
AUGGACAACCACAACCACAACCACCUCAGACCCUACGACCCCGAAAACCCCCAACGAACCAAUGUAAUGGACAUUGACCUCUCCGAAGAAGCCAUGCCUCCUUCCUCAGCAGCAACAAGCUGGCCCUGGGACCAAUCCAUGGUGGCCUCCGCGUCUCUAAGCACAGGCCCAAUGGACCAGCAACAGCAAAUAAAAUCUGACCACACAAUGGUAGACCCCUACCUGAUGCCGGGGCAUAACCACAACCAUCUCGAAACAUCAAUGUUCAAUCCGUUUCCGAGAGGCCUGUCCUCGCCGUCGAACGAUGUACCCCCGCCCCCACCGGCACAUACAGCUUCGUCACGGCCCCAAACCCCCACCCUUCGGCGUCGCGCCAUUGCGGCCUCCACUUCAUCCUCAUACCCAUCCACGAGGAGCCAAAGUCGCAAUCCCCCGAACAGGUGGUGA